UUUCACAUAGAUUUUUUUUUUCUCAUGAAUGAAUGUCCCGUGAGGGAACUCUCUCCUGGCCCCCGCGUCGCCCCCCGCGUCGGGCGACUCGGGCGGCGGAACCCUAGCCGCCGCCGCCGCCGCCCUUCCCCGCCCCUUCCUCUGCCUUGCCGUCGCCUGAGCGAGCGGCCGGCAAAGCCGGCGGCUCGCGAGGACGGCGGCGGCUGGGCUCGCGGCGGCCAUCUCCCGAGCUCCUGGCGCGGGUGGACGCAAAGGCGGUGGCCGACCGGAGCGGCGCCGGCGUCGAGGCGCAUGGCGGCGGAUCCGGCGUCGCCACCACCGGAUCUGGCGCGCUCGCAGCUGGAUCCGGUCACGGAGGCGCGGGCACGGCGUCGGCGAGGCGUGGGCGCUGGCGGCCGCGACAGGCGGUGGCAUACGCGACGGUGGCGCAGGCACGGGCGGCCGGGCGGCGGCGUCAGGCGUGACGGCGGAGCAAGCACGGGCAGCAGCGGCAGGCUCGGAGGCGCAGCUGCUGUGGCCGGUGGCUCGAUGCCUGGCGGCGACGGCAGCGGUGCCCCCAGAUCCGUGCCUCUCGGCUGGAUCUGGAGGAUGGGAGCAGUCGGCGACGGCGACGACGGUGUGGCGACGGCAGCGGCGGUAGUUGGCCGAUGGCAGUUGGCGACGGCGGUGGCGGCUGUGGUGGCUGCCGUGUCAUCUGGCAACGGCGGCGGAAGACAUGGCGUCGGGCUGCUAGCUGUUCGGUGGUGGAGGGCGACGGCGGAGCAGCGAUUUGCAGAGGCGGCGGUUGGCGUCGGUGGCAGCGGCGACGGCGGUUAUGACUCUGGAGGCAGUGGCGACGUCGGCGGCGGGGAAGGAGUCGGGGGCGAGGUGGCUGGGUGUUCGGCAACCAAGGCUGUGGUGGUGGUGACCGUGUUUGCGGUCACCGGAGGCAUGGCGGCCUCGGUUGACUAACCGAGGGCAUGGGAGACGGCUGUAGCUGGCCGGCGCGGCAUCGUUCGGUGAAGGGGUCGGAGACCGGCUUGGCGCAGAGAAGUGCAGCCGAUGGCAGCGGAGGCCGGCUCGGCGCGAGAGGCGCGGGCGGCGGAGAUGGAGGCCGGCUGGGCGCGAGAGGCGCGGCCGAUGGAGGGAGGCCGGAUUGGCACGAGAGGCGCGUCCGUUGGAGGAGGCCGGCUUGGCGCAGAGAGGCGCGGCCGGCGGUGGAGGAGGCGACCUAGGUAUGAGGAGGAGCUGCCGGUGGGUGCGGCGCGGUCUUCGGCGCACGAAGCCUGGCCAGCGGGGGACGCCGGUGCAGGGGUCCCACAUAUCAGCAAAGCUUGUGCGGUGGUGGAGCAUCGGUGCGCCAGCCGUGCCUUUGUUGGUCUACUAGCGGUCGGCCACGCUUAGCGGCGGCCGAUCCGGUACUAGCCUUCUCCUGGGCGUGUGUGUUGGCGAUGUCGUCAUGUGGGUGGUGGUAUUUUUUUCUUUUCCUGCUUACGACUCUCCAGGGUUGUAAUCUUAUACUUUUUUUUCCUGCUCUAUCAAUAGAACUUCGCACCGUCUCGUGUGAGUCGUUCAAAAAAUUUCACAUAGAUGCCAUGCAGAAGCAACUUUGUUAUCUUGUUCAAGGCGGUGCGUAGUUCUUUUCCUUGAAAUUUAAUCCAAAUCUAUGCAAAAUUAACAAAAUAAACAAGGAAUUAAUUGUAAGCA
Molecule: messenger RNA, 1686 nt
Organism: Oryza sativa Japonica Group (Japanese rice)
Lineage: Eukaryota; Viridiplantae; Streptophyta; Magnoliopsida; Poales; Poaceae
Source: RefSeq, a predicted model, not a curated record